AGUUUGCAUGUUUUCCCCGUGUCUGCGUGGGUUUCCUCUGGGAGCUCCGGUUUCCUCCCACAGUCCAAAAACAUGCAGUCAGACACUGCUAUGUUGAAAUGAAUCAGAUAUGACUGAUGUGGAGGCGACGUAUGAAGACUUCAUAGCCUCCGGAAGGACGGGCAGGAGAAAUGCAGUGCAUGACAUCAUGGGAGAAUCGGGAGGGCUAGACUCCGGCGGACUCUCGGAGACGCUUUCGGAGCUCAGCAUCAACAAAGCAGAUGAAGGGAAUGAUGGAACGAAAAGUUCAACCUCUGCUGAGUCGAAUCCCAAACCAGAGGAGAGCAAAGACGAGGGAACGUAACACAUCCCUGUCGGAUGAAGACACGUCCCCUUAGCUCCAUCUAGUGGUUAAAUAUAAAAUAAACUGACCAUGGCAGAUCUGGUACACACACAGCUGUGGUGCUGCCCUCUGCUGGCCUGGUCUGGAAUUGACACAGACUGGACAUGCAGCUUCAGUACAGGAUGAAGUGCUCAUCGAGCUAACUUAGCUAAUUAGCUAAUCACUGUUAGCUGUUAGCCUUAUAAAUGGAGCCAUAUCUGUACUUAUAGUGGCUCAAGUUAAAUCAGAUCAAGUGAUAGCUGGAGGUUUUCGAUAGACAGUGGACGGUGUCGACUUUCCAAAAUCUGAACAGUGAAGAGAUGAUUCGUGAUCCACUGCCAAACUCUCCAUGUUUAAAUUGAAAUACGUCAGUGUUUUGAUAUGUAUUAGUUCUAGUGUUGUUAUACAUUUGAAUGAUUUAUUUAUUCCAGAUUUUUCUUCCGUAAAAACACGUGUUUUUCUUCCAAAAAGAGAAAAACAAUCAAUAAGAAUUUUCACAUAAUCUCCAGAUGCUGCACUGUGACUGUUGGUGUGCAUGACACGAUUAUACUCGUAAUAUCCUGACAUUAUUUGUACAAAUAUGCAGAUGUGUACGAUUCCAGUAUGUUGUGAUUUACGAUCGUGUGAUUUCCUUUUGUAAUAAAAAACACUUCAUUAAAA
Molecule: messenger RNA, 1021 nt
Organism: Trichomycterus rosablanca
Lineage: Eukaryota; Metazoa; Chordata; Actinopteri; Siluriformes; Trichomycteridae
Gene: pkia
Product: cAMP-dependent protein kinase inhibitor alpha
Exons: 3
Coding region: 110-343 (77 amino acids)
Biological process (GO): negative regulation of cAMP-dependent protein kinase activity
Cellular component (GO): cytoplasm; nucleus
Molecular function (GO): cAMP-dependent protein kinase inhibitor activity
Source: RefSeq, a predicted model, not a curated record